Saxophila tyrrhenica is the source of this 255-nucleotide messenger RNA. It is a transcript of the gene RPB10, whose product is annotated as DNA-directed RNA polymerase II subunit L. The record is from RefSeq and is a predicted model, not a curated record. Gene Ontology annotation, biological process: transcription by RNA polymerase II; tRNA transcription by RNA polymerase III; transcription by RNA polymerase I. The transcript is spliced from 3 exons. Gene Ontology annotation, cellular component: RNA polymerase III complex; RNA polymerase II, core complex; RNA polymerase I complex. The coding region runs from base 1 to 255 and encodes 84 amino acids. Gene Ontology annotation, molecular function: zinc ion binding; DNA binding. NCBI's taxonomy places the organism in Eukaryota, Fungi, Ascomycota, Dothideomycetes, Mycosphaerellales, Extremaceae.
AUGAUCAUCCCAAUCCGCUGCUUCUCUUGCGGCAAAGUCAUCGCCGACCUCUACGAGAAAUACGUCGACCUCAUCAGCAACCCGCAAGACGAGGAGGGCAACCCGAUGCCAGAUGGCGAGGCCAUGGAUAAACUGGGCUUGAACAGAUACUGCUGCCGGCGCAUGAUGCUCACGCACGUGGACUUGAUUGAGAAGCUGCUACGGUAUAACCCAGCGGAGCGCGAUAUCAUCAAAGUCUCGGGACCCAACCGAUGA